UAGUUACGUUGCGUUGAUGAUAUUCUGCUGUUAUAUUAGGAAACUGAUUAUACGAGAAUGUAUAAGCGAAUAGCGGCACAAGUUUCCAUACUAAAUGUAUAUAUUUUUGCAGGUUUCGUUUUAUGGGUACAACCCUCUGGAUAAUUUCCAUCCUGUCGAUCACAAAUCUCACAGGAGGCAAUUCAACAUUGAUUGAGAAAAAUUUCGAUUUGACUUCAUACUUGCGGCCUCUACCUGAAGAUUUACGGACGAAGGUGAGAUUGGCUUUAAAUGCAGAGAAAGGAAAUCUACCAACGAUCCAAGAAUGUGAACAAUCUGAUGACUCGGUACCAUGUCCACCAAGCAAGUUCAGGUCUACCAAUGGAGAGUGUAAUAAUGUGAGACAUCCCAGUUGGGGUACUCGUGGAGCUCCAUUCCUGAGACUUGUAGAUGCGGAAUAUGCCGAUAGAAAAUCUCAGCCGAGAAGCUCAUCAACAACAAAGUCGCUUCCCAAUCCUCUAGAUGUUUCCGCCACUCUUCAGUCUAUUCCCGUUCAAUCGCACGAAUCAGUUACUGCUCUGCUUGGAGCAUGGAGCGAGCUUCUUUUGCACGAUUUGGCUAUGACGGGCAACCUAAAGAGUGAGGAUUGCUGUGCGGAUAACGAGAUUCAUCAAGAAUGUUAUGGACAUCUCGGAAACGGGCAAUGUAAGGAAUAUAUGAGGACUUUGCCGUCUAUGGAUGUUGAUAGUUGCAAUUUCAGUAAGUAACGUAAAAUAUUGAAAUGUUGAGGACGCACUCACAAGAGUAAAGGCUCGAAAAUCAAAUUGUCCAGACCUCAAAACAAACUCCUUUCAAUCCCUGCAAAUGUGACGUCACGCAAAGUAGGCCAGCGCUCGACAUAACCCGGGUAUACAUGGAUCAACUGUUCGAAUAUCAAGAUUUUAUACCCAAAUAAUCUUUUCAAGAAUUUACAUGCUUUCUACAAUGUUUGGUUUAACUGACUAACUUUUCCGUUAAGUAACGUCGUUCACUAGCCACAAACGUUUUAACUUCAG
This is a messenger RNA of Dendroctonus ponderosae (mountain pine beetle), 1034 nucleotides long. RefSeq names its product thyroid peroxidase-like. Gene Ontology annotation, biological process: response to oxidative stress. Gene Ontology annotation, molecular function: heme binding; peroxidase activity. The transcript is spliced from 2 exons. Lineage: Eukaryota; Metazoa; Arthropoda; Insecta; Coleoptera; Curculionidae. The record is from RefSeq and is a predicted model, not a curated record. The coding region runs from base 123 to 746 and encodes 207 amino acids.